AACAGGCUGUUAUUCUGACUCACUGAGACAAAGAGACUCACACACUCUGAGAGACGGACGAUAAGAUUCAGCUUCAGACUAAAACCUCCACUUUGACUGAAAGAGGACGACUUCAGGAGAUUACUGGGAAUACUGGAACAGCUCCACUUCACCCAGCUGCUGAAUCCACAAACUGAACGACAGUUUUACAGGAAAGUAAAGUAACUUUGAGAGAACAGGGAGUGGCUGAGCUGUUUGUCUGCUGUGUUUUCAGCUUCACUCAGAGACUAAAUGGCUUCCAGAUUAGAGGACGAUCUCUGCUGUUCUGUCUGCCACGACAUCUUUAAAGAUCCUGUCGUCCUGUCAUGCAGCCACAGCUUCUGUAAAGACUGUCUGCAGAACUGGUGGACGGAGAAACAAACCAGAGAGUGUCCGCUUUGUAAGAGAAGAUCUUCAAAGGAACCACCUUUUAAUUUUGCGUUAAAGAAGCUGUGUGAGAGUUUCUUACUGGAGAGAGAUCAGAGAGCUUCAGAGCCUCUCUGCAGUCUGCACUCUGAGAAACUCAAACUCUUCUGUCUGGACCAUCAGCAGCCAGUGUGUCUCGUCUGCAGAGACUCAGAAAAACACACCAACCACAGAAUCAGACCCAUCGAUGAAGCUGCACAACAACUCAAGAAGGAACUUCAGGAAACUCUGGAGCCUUUAAAGGAGAAGUUAGAGGUUUUUAAAGAAGUUAAAGUGAAGUUUGAUCAAACAGCAGAACACAUUCAGGUCCAGGCCCGACGCACAGAGACGCAGAUUAAGGAGCAGGAGGAAGAGGAGCAGAAGAGUCAGAUGAUGAAGGAGAAGAUGGAGGCUCUGAGCAGAGAGAUAGCAGCUCUUUCAGACACAGUCAGAGCCACAGAGGACGAGCUGAGAGUUGAACACGUCUCAUUCCUGCACAACUACAAGGCUGCAGUGGAAAGAGUCCAGCAGGAGGAUCCACAGCUGCCCUCAGGAGCUCUGAUAGACCAGGCCAAACACCUGGGCAACCUGGCCUUCAACAUCUGGAACAAGAUGAAGGACCUGGUCUCCUACAGUCCUGUUGUUCUGGACCCAAACACUGCUGCUGCAGACCUCAUCCUGUCUGAAGAUCUGACCAGCAUGAGAGGAGGAGAGAAACAGCAGCUUCCUGAUAAUCCAGAGAGGAAUCUUAAUAGUUACUUGUCUGUUCUGGGCUCUGAGGGCUUUAACUCAGGGACUCACAGCUGGGAGGUCGAGGUUGGAGACAGUGCACUCUGGGCACUGGGUGUGUUAGCAGAGUCUGCCCUGAGGGGAAGAAACAUACAGUCUGGAUUAUGGAGAAUAGAUUUCAGUAUAGGUAGAUACACAUCAAGGUCACCAUCAGAUAGAGGAACUGAUCUCCCAGUGCGGAAGGAGUUCCAGAGGAUCAGAGUGAAUCUGGACUGGAACAGAGGAAAGCUGUCGUUCUCUGAUGCUGACACUAACAGACACAUACACACCUUCACACACACUUUCACUGAGAGGAUGUUUCCAUUUUUUCUGAAUUUGAGUUAUAAUUACACACUGCAGGUUUUACCAGUGAAGGUCUCUGUGGCUUUAGGACAACAGAAAUAGACGAUCAGCAUUGUUCUGUUCAAGACUUCCUGAAGUCUUUGAUGUGACUAUGUUGUCCUCGUGAUGUUUUUUUCUCCGUCAGUGUGAGAAAAUUAUGUCAAAAUGAUUUGAUCAAAGAGCUGUCAAUCACUCUGUGACUGGCAGUCAUCUCUGUAGUUUCCUGUUUGAUUAUUGAUCAAAUCUUUAAAGUGAAUUAUCUGUAAAACUUCAUUCUCAUUGAUUUGUUUUUCUUUUAUUGGUGUUUGAGAGGUUUUAUGUGACAACAUCUGUUUAUUGUAACUCAAACUGUGAACUUCAGAGUCUCAAUAAACACAAACUUAUUGAACAUAAAGAUGUUUCUUGGUUAUUAAUAAUUUAACCUGAAAAUAUAGAGAGGAAUAAUGUGAUUAUUGUUGGUGUGGGUGAAAGUGAGUCGACCUUUAUAUCUGUGGGAAAUCACAAACAAUAAUAUUAGGAAAAA
This is a messenger RNA of Centropristis striata (black sea bass), 2056 nucleotides long. Its product is annotated as E3 ubiquitin-protein ligase TRIM35-like. Lineage: Eukaryota; Metazoa; Chordata; Actinopteri; Perciformes; Serranidae. Gene Ontology annotation, molecular function: zinc ion binding; protein binding. The record is from RefSeq and is a predicted model, not a curated record. Bases 271 to 1596 code for a protein of 441 amino acids. The transcript is spliced from 2 exons.